Molecule: messenger RNA, 747 nt
Organism: Drosophila hydei
Lineage: Eukaryota; Metazoa; Arthropoda; Insecta; Diptera; Drosophilidae
Exons: 3
Coding region: 1-747 (248 amino acids)
Source: RefSeq, a predicted model, not a curated record
AUGGAAUCGUUAGAGCAAGAGCGCCACAAUGGCUGCAACGUGCUGCAGCCAGCAACCAGCAGCACUAAUAAGCCAGCGGAUGCGAGCAACGACCACGAGGACGACCACGAACAGGCGCAGGACGGCCAGCCGGAGUCGGCGAAUGUCCCGCGGACCUCAAUGUCUGGCAGUCAGCCCCUUUAUGAAUUACAAGUGGUUGUUUGGCCAGCUGAUGUUGGGGCUGUUGAUGACAUUGCCACAACUGCAACAACAGCAAUGGGAACAACAACACCAGCAGCAGCAGCAGCUAGUACCACAAUGAAAACAACAACAGCAGAUGGAACACCUACAAUGUUGCCUUUAUAUGAGGAUCAAUUGGUCGUAUUUCCGCAAAUGGAAUUUGAUGAGCAAAAUUUUGAUUAUUUCUUUGAUGAGCUGCAACCGGGGGCCGCAUCCACAACUACAUCCACAUCCACAACCACGCCAAAGUCCACCCCAAAACCCGACCCACCGCAGCAAGUUUAUGUGCUGGAAAACUAUCGCAUCAAACACGCCAACGGCACCGAGGAGUAUAAACUGGUGCUCAGCAACGGCAUGGCCAACUACAUGAAACUGUAUCGGAAAACUGUUGGCGAGCGGCUGAUCAAUGUGCAGGAGGGCUAUCAUUCGGUGCCUGUAGCUGGGCAGAAGCCGCGGAUCCAGACGAUUUACUACAUUGCCGACGAGCGUGGCUACAACGUCUACAAAAUUGAGCACAGCCCCCAUUGA